Lethenteron reissneri (Far Eastern brook lamprey) is the source of this 4510-nucleotide messenger RNA. Its product is annotated as E3 ubiquitin/ISG15 ligase TRIM25-like. Gene Ontology annotation, molecular function: zinc ion binding. The record is from RefSeq and is a predicted model, not a curated record. NCBI's taxonomy places the organism in Eukaryota, Metazoa, Chordata, Hyperoartia, Petromyzontiformes, Petromyzontidae.
CUCCGGGUCAGUGUGGAGAGGGGCUAAGGAGGAAACCACGUCUGUGUCACCGGCACGCCAGCGGCCACGUGGCGGGCUGGAGGCUGUCUCUGACAUACACCGUCAACCAGCGGUGUGAGGGAGCGAGGCAGCGAGCGGACGCCACGCUCGGGGAACGGAGUAACGGGGGAAAGAGGAACCCAGCGUGUGAGGGAGCUGUGGAAUGAGGAAAUAAUAAAGAAAAGACAAUCUCGUCUGGAGCAGAUUUAUUACACUUGGGUUAGAUUUUAAAAGGAAUGUGUCCCUGGUGUAAAGUCUAAAGCAGUCCUUUGCGAGAAAAAAAUAGUCACGACCUAAUGACUGGUUAAGCUGCAAUUUUCUUUUUCACUUAGACUGUCUUUCUACACUCGCAGGAGACGCUUUAGCAGACAAGCAGAGCUAUGGGUGGAUCCUCCUCUUCACCCACUGCUCCUAAUGUUGCGUCUGAGGAGCUCACCUGCUCCAUCUGCCUGGCCACGUUCGACUGCCCGUCCACGCUGAGCUGCGGCCACUCGUUCUGCCUGCGAUGCUUAGAGGAUGCGUGGGAGGCAGCCGGGAGCCACUCGUGCCCCCAGUGCAGAGCCGAGUUUACGCAGAAGCCGCAGCUGAGCAGGAACGUGGCGCUCGCCAACCUCGUGGAGCAGCUUCAUUUGGCUGAUAAAGCGGCUCUGCAAGUUCCCUGUGACAGCUGUCUGGAUGGUAAAGAACCUGCUGUGAGAACCUGCCCAGUGUGCGAGAUGUCCUUCUGUGAGCCCCAUGGUAAACAUCAUCUGCAGAACCCGAAUUUCAAGGACCAUGAGCUGAUGGAACUGGGUGCCAAUACGGGAGCUCGCAAGUGCAAGUUGCACAACAAGCGUCUCGAGUUCUACUGCGCUCAGGACGAGUGCCUGGUAUGCACGAGAUGCGCCAUCGUGGGGGAGCACACAGGACACAAAUGCAUCAGCGUGGAAGAUGCGCACGAGGCACGGAAGAAACCAGUAGAAGAGAAGACGAGAGCGGUGGAGGAAAACAAGAAUGAGGCAGAAGAGUCUGUGAAACAGAUGGAGGCUGUUCGCAAGAAUACGCAGGAGCCAAUUACCAAAACCAAGGAUUACAUCGCCGGUAUUUUCACUUGCAUGAGGAAGGUGCUGGAUGAGGAGGAGAGGAUUGCGUUCCAAUGCAUGGACCUGAAGGGGCGCGAGUUGCUGUCACCGAUUGACGAACGCAUCGCUCAUUACCAGUGGGAGAUCGGAGAGCUACAGCAGACAGCCACUCGCCUGCAGGCGCUCGAGGAGGAGAAGGACUCGCUCACUUUUAUGCAGGGUUACCUGGAGGAGACACACAGGAGAAACGUCACAAAGAAAUCCCCACCACCAAUUCCACCUUCACUGGACCCGACCACAAUCUCCUCCCUCGAAAGAGUUGUGGACAAAUUCCUUCCAUUCAUCCGUGAUGAAGACCGAGCUGCUCUUGGUGAAGUCGCCACAGCCGACCCAACUAUCUAAGCAUGAGGCGAACUCGCCUACCACCCCUCCUCCUCCCUUGGGACGAUCUCUCGGGAUGUGAGCAGGGACCGAUUUGAAGUCUGAAAUGGAUGUGGUGACUGACAUGAGCGAAAUGUCACUUGUGCCCUACUGAUGGAACUCGUGUGGAACACAACUGGCGCUCGUGAAUGUUAAAAUGAAUCUCAAUGAGCUCCGAGGGACAGUGUUGUAUUUAUAUACAUAUAUACUGACACAUCCAUCCAUAGUAAUUAACUCUGCCUUCUAACAGCAGCAGACACUAAACGUUCCGGGAACUAACUCCUCUGAUUGGAGAUGUUGCAAUGGAUUCCAGCGUUAACAUUUGUUGACUUAGACUGGAACAUACGAUGAUGGUUGACAGGUGAACAGUGUCUGAGUUUAUAUUAAGUGGCCCGCAUGCUUACAAAUAGUAACAUUAAUACAGACUGGACACUUUAAUACUCGUUUAUCUAAUUAACAAAAUGUAAUGACACUUUGUGAAACCUAUAAGUUACCUAAUGGUAUUCGAUUAUAAUUGUGCUUAGACGUAACACGUUUUUGGAUCCAAUAACUAUUCAAACAGGAAAAAUAAGAAAGUGAAAGUUUAUAGUUUUAAAUAACUUUUUCAAACAAGGAUUUAGAGCACGACACACUGGCAGAGCCAGUGGUUGGGGGGGCGGGGUGGCCCGUGCCCCCCCCAAUUAAUUAUCCGAUCAAAAUCCCUAAUUUUGAUUAGAUAAUUGGAGUUUAUUAGUAAUCGGCAUUUUGGGACCCCCAGUAGCAUAUUAUGUGCCAGGGACUCGAUGAGAUGGGACAAUAGUCUGAGUCCAUAAUUGGCAAUAAGUAACGGCAAAGCAGUUAUAAGUGACUCAGAAUUGUGCGCAGUUGCGUAAAUAGUACACGACUUCCCUGAAGGCAUAAUACCUUCAGCGAGUGCGAUGCCGAUCACACACGGUUCGAAUUCGACUCUUGAUCGAUGGCUGCGCCAUCGCCACACACACAUCGAAUAAAAGCAAGGGACAAGUCCUCACUAACAACUCCUCUCAUUUUUCAUUGCUGGAGGGGUUGCCCCUUUACCUGAAAAUCCUGGCUCUGCCAUUGACUACACAAACACGAGUGAAUCCAAAAAUAUUGGAUUUUUGAUCGGUUAAUCGAUAGUACACGUGUUGUGCAAUUUAUGAGUCAUAUUAACAUUAAUUAAUAUAUGUAUGCAGUGAACACUUUGUAUUGGCGACGAAUGGUGCGAAACGUUCUACAUACGCACGUUUGGGUGCCUAGCAAAUCUUUAAAUAUAGAAAAUGUAAGUUUAUUUGGAAAACCAGUACAUAAUUGAUAUGAAAAAUAAUGGAGCGUAACCCCAUGUAAGCUGGGGUGGCUGAUAAGUUCUUAGCUCCAUGAAAAGGUUUGAAGGGCUAGUGAACUCGAUAUUAAAUGUAUUACUUUGAAUUAAUGUAUGAUUAAAUAAUUAUUAAAAUAACAUACGUUAUUUUUCAUUAUAUCUAAUUAUGAUGAAAAACUUUGGUACGAAUUAAUUAUCCAUGACAUUUACCUAUUGUAUUGAUAGAUUUUAAUUAUUACACAACUUAUUCACGAUUAUGGCGCAGUCUUUGAGUAUCAUCAAUGGUCAAUUAUGCAUAUAAUCGAUGGAAAUUACGCAUAUGAUCAGGAGCGAUUGUCGAUCACGAUAGAUAUUCUGACUGAGUUCAAUAUUAUUUAGUCAUACAUUUUACAAUUAAAUAAUAAAUAUAAUCUCAUUAAUUAGGUUAUUGGCUUUUACGUUUUCUUGAGUAAUGUAUUAUUAAUCGUGGUAAUGUUAAUGUUUCAUGCUUUCAACAUUCACGUCAGGUCUCAAUUCAGAUCUCACAACAUGAUAUGGUUGAACUUGAGAAAUAUGAUGCAUUGGUAAGGAAGGAAAAAUUCGGACCCCUUUGGACAAAGCAACUUCAGCAACUUAGAAUGACAUCGAAAAAAUACUUAUCAGAAUGGAACUACAUUACACAUGCAAAUAUGCAUACUCAUCGAUGCUUACCCAAAGGGUGAUAUGCGUCAAUGAUCAUAUCAAGAUCAUGUGAUAAAGAUGUUAACAUCUCAUUAUGCAGUAUUUAUACAGAUAUGUUAUGUGGAGGGGUUUGUCAAGGUGGCAGUUGUGCAAGGGGUGUUAACACCCUCUACUUGGCACUUAAAACAAAAAUGCAAGACCUACAGAAAUAAGCUAAUUCUGGAGCCCCCAGGGGAUAGGUGUUCAAUGCCUUCUGGCCAAACCAUUUAGAGGAGCCAGACUGAACCCCUCUCAGUGUUUCUCCAGGAACAGAUUAAUGCGAUUGGCUACUUAGAAUGUUCAAACACUCGUUGCAGAAUAAAACUUGCCACUCCUGUUGGGAGAUAGACCAGUACAGCCUGACCUCUACUAUACAGGAGGUCCGGUGGACCAGUUCUGGCUCCAGUCAUUGAGGUGUAGACAGUUCUGCAGAAAACUGACAAAAACUGCAGGGCGUGCUGGGGGUGUGGGAGCAUGGUGAAGAGGUGUGAGAGGUCCCAAGGCUGCGGUGCGUUUGCCUCCCCAUCAACAAGAGGCGAAGAAUGGUGAUUGUGGUGGUAGUUGCUUAUGCCCCCCACCAAAAAUAAAGAUCAAUGGAGGGAUGCAGACAAGGCUGAUGAGUUGGAUACCUAUAACUUAUCGCAGAUGCUCUCUAAGGUGGCCCCUCAGGAUAGUCAUCCUGUUUGGUAACUUUAAUGCCUGAGGAGGCCAUGACGCAGACACCUGGGUCGGAGUGAUUUGAAGGCAUGGGUGAGAUCAGCUGACUAAUAACGGUAGGUGGCUGUAGACUUCUGUGUAGCCCAUGAUAAUGUAAUUACCAAUACACUUCUCCAGCAUUGGUACAUCCACACAACAUCAUUAAUGCAUGCCGGAUCUAAUCAAGAACAUAUGCUAAAAAUAUAUAGUGAUGGAACAGCGGAUCUGGGCCGAUGUGUUUGACACCUUGACCUACGGUGGAGUUGAUAUGCCCACU